AUGAAAUCGCCAUGGUCGCCAUGGUUUGCAGUUUUUAGUUUUUUACUAGGAUACGAUGGCACGAUUGAUUACAACAUUUUGUUUAUGUUUCCUCACAUUGAAGACAUUUACGAACUACAGACUUUUCAACAUGUUCACAAUUCCGUGAUAAGGAACGCUAGGUGGUCGCUAGUGUGUUACGCUCCUUAUGAAGAGGAAACAUGUUUUUACUCUUUGGCCGAAAAUUCAGAUAUCGUAGUCUUGUUUAAUUGGAUAUAUGAUUUGUUGGCUUAG
This is a messenger RNA of Macrosiphum euphorbiae (potato aphid), 273 nucleotides long. NCBI's taxonomy places the organism in Eukaryota, Metazoa, Arthropoda, Insecta, Hemiptera, Aphididae. The record is from the annotation of a GenBank genome assembly.